Molecule: messenger RNA, 1497 nt
Organism: Lachancea mirantina
Lineage: Eukaryota; Fungi; Ascomycota; Saccharomycetes; Saccharomycetales; Saccharomycetaceae
Source: the annotation of a GenBank genome assembly
AUGACCGUUAUGGAGUCCAAGGACUUUUCGUACUUCUUUUCAGAUGAAACUAACGCCAGAAAACCAUCUCCUUUGAAAACAUGCAUUCAUCUUUUCCAUGACCCAAACAUUGUGUUUCUUGGAGGUGGGCUGCCCAUGAGCAAGUACUUCCCCUGGGACAACUUGCAAAUCGAGUCGCCGCUACCUCCCUUCCCAAAAGGCAUCGGUGCUUCUCCUUCAGGCAGUAAAGAAGAUACGUGUCACGUGACUGUCAAGAAGAACGAGACUACCAAAGCUGGUGAGACUAACGACAUCCCUCUGUCCAGAUCGCUUCAGUACGGUUUCAGUCAAGGUCAACCAGAGUUUUUGUCGUUCGUCAGAGAACACACUGACAAAAUUCACAAAAUGCAGUAUGCCGACUGGGAUGUGCUGGCGACGGCUGGUAACACCUCUGCGUGGGAAUCUACCUUGAGAGUUUUCUGUAAUCGCGGUGACACGAUUUUGGCCGAGCGGUUUUCGUUUUCUGCUUCUUUGUAUGCUGCUGAAGCCCAAGGUGUCAAUGUUUUCCCAGUUCCAUUGGAUGAGCAUGGUUUGAUUCCUGAAAAAUUGGAAGAGAUUUUGGACAACUGGAACCCCGAAGCCGCGAAGCCUAAAUUUCUGUACACUAUUCCAACAGGCCAAAAUCCAACCGGAAGCUCGCUCAGCGACGACAGAAAGACUCAAAUUUAUCGUAUUGCUCAAAAGCACGACUUCUUGAUCAUCGAAGAUGAACCAUACUACUUUUUGCAAAUGGACGCUUACGAACAGGACAAGUCGAGAAGAGUUCAAAAGAAUUUUAGCACAACCGAAGAGUUUGUUGCAUCCAUGGCUAAAUCAUUCAUAUCGAUUGACACUGAGGGUAGAGUUGUUCGUUUGGAUUCUUUCUCGAAAGUUUUGGGUCCAGGAACGAGAUUGGGCUGGAUUGUGGGUUCUAAGCAAAUCUUGGAUGCUUACAAAAUGCUUCACGAGAUGACAAUUCAGAACCCAAGUGGAUUUUCUCAGUCUAUUGUUGCUGGUACUUUGAAUAGAUGGGGACAAGAGGGAUUCUUGGAUUGGCUGAUCGGUUUGCGUCGUGAAUAUAACGAAAAACGUGAUGCUGCUAUCGAUGCUCUUUACGAAUAUUUGCCAAGAUCGUCGUUCAUCAACAUCAACCCUCCAAUUGCUGGCAUGUUUUUCACCGUCAACAUUGAUGCAUCUGCUCACCCAGAAUUUGCCACAACAUACAAAUCCGACCCAGAACUUGUUGAGCAAGCCAUCUACGAGAAGGUUGUCAGCAGUGGUGUCUUAGUCGUUCCAGGCAAAUGGUUCAAGUCCGAGGGAGAAACCCAACCACCACAACCGGCAAGCAGUAAAGCAGUAUCUGACCCUAAUAACAUUUUCUUUAGAGGCACCUAUGCGGCGGUUCCACUCGACAAACUACGCGACGGUGUUAGAAGACUGGGUGAUGCUCUUUACGAAGUGUUUGGCGUUGCCAAAUAA